GCACGACCCGGACGCUCACGUGACGCUUCCUUUUGUUUACUCGCCACGAUGCUGAUGUUUGAAUACUUCCCGGGUUAAUCCAGGCACGUGGCUUCACAUUUAUUGUUGUUUUAGCGCCGGCAGAUAGCUGCUAACAAGAUGUCGGAAGAGGUUCAUUCUCCACCGUGCGUCCACUCAGAUACCUUCCCAGGGCCCGAUCUGUCCGGGCAGCCACGCCACACCGUGCCGGAAAACUCCCCACCUGACCAUGCGAAGCAAAUAACAAGAGGUCUGAUGCCCUCUGUGGAGCAGCAGACUGGACAGGAUACAGACAGUGAUUCGGGGGACAGCUUGUUCAUCACUCAGAAAUGUGUACCUGAACGACAUAGGCGCUCCAACCAGAGAUCAACGUUCAGGACCCAGAGAGAUGCACCAGAACAUGAAUAUGACACAUCCACAUCUGAGGAGGAACACAGAGCAGGCAGAAAGCCGAGGCGGAAAGCUACAAAGCACCAAAGGUUCACCUUUCCUUUCCUCAAGAAGAGGCUGAUGAAGUUACCUUUUUAUAAGGACAGAAAACUGCACUAUUAUGCAAUGGCUGGCUAUUUCAGAUGUACCAAGGAUCUCUGGGAGAGCUAUGAAACAGGAGAAGAUCUGGAGGCAUCUCUACCAACUGUGGACAUGGAUGGAGAGUCCAUAUCUCCAAUGUCAGAAGAAGAAGAUAAAACCAUAGACGAUGAAGACAUCAAAGUGGUGGAAAAGAAACUUUUUGUGGCAGCGAAAGCAAAGAAUUCCCAACCUUGGUUCAAUCCCAGAAAGGAAACACAACAAACCCAAGAACACAUCGAUGCUGGAUACGUGUCACACAGAGGACAGGGAAAGAUGAAAUGCAAAAUAUCGAUGUGCACACCCUUGUCGAAGGGCAUGUCUUUUUCGAAAGCAAAGGAGUCCAAUGAAGUCUCGGGAGAGUCGGAGUCGGGCAAUAAAUGUGUGACAAAGGCUGGAAACCUCCCUGCUGAAACUGAAACAGGAAAGACAAACAGAUCUCCAAGAAAAGGAAGCCGAGAGAGUGAUUUUAUUCCAAAAGACAAUGGAAAGAUGGUCGGUAACGACAGCAAUGCUACAUAUGGCGUGCUGAGUGCAGAGCAAUGCAACAGAGAAGCAACAGAGCCUCACACAACGGAAGAUGAACAAACCUGUUUAGUAGAUCAUGAUAUAGAGUGUAACAGAAUCAAGGUAAAGAAGGGAAAAAGGAAGAUGAAGGAGAGAGGAGGUGAUAAAUGUGUAGAAGAAGGAAAGAAUCACAGUCUAGAGCAAGUUGAGGGUCAGUGGGCUGAUCCCUCUACGAGCGUGAAUAUCACUGAGGAAGAGGAGGCUCCUUGUAUAGAGAAGAAACAUGAAAACGAAGAUCUGAGACAGGAGGUGGAUGGACAAUCAGACAAGUGGAAGGGGGAGGAUUCGGUUGUAAUGUGUGAAACUGGGAUUGGUGGCAAGGAGAGGAGGAAAAAGAAGGAAGGAAACAUUGAUACAGUCUCUUUAAAGACCAGCAAAGCUGCCGAGCCUACAACCGAUGAUGGACACGUCCCAAAGAAAAGGAAAAAAAAGAAAAAAGACCCGGAUGGCUCAUCAGAUCUGCAUCAAACACCACCAGAACACCUAGAGGCACUAGAUCAUUUUGAGAAUGGUAAAGCUUCUCAGGAAUCAAUGGAAUCUAGUGGCUCCAAAAGAAAAAAGCUCAAAAAGAAGAAAAACCAUUCACUUUCUAAUGACAAUCAUACAGAUGUGGACUUAUCAAACGAUGCUGCGACCGUGGUUGAAAAUACCAACUUUAUUCUUAAAAAGAAAACAAAAACUGUGUCUGUGCUGGUACCACUUCCUGCAGAGGAUGAAAGUGUAGACGGUACUCUGAAAGAGAAGCAAGAUGUUGAGCUGGAAUCCAGGAAGAAGAAAAAAAAGGUCAGAUGCAAUGUCAGCAUCAAUAACUCAAAGGACACAUUGGCAUUCAGUGAUUAUUUGGAGCUUGUGUGCAAAAAGCAAAAGAAAACGGUCCCUUCCUUCCUUUCUGCUGAUAAUGAGGAAAAAAUUGGUCAGAACCAUGAGGAACAGUGCCCUUCUGUGCAGUCUGCAUCUGCUUAUAAUGGGCGUGUUAAAAAGCCUGAGGUCAACACCGGUGAUUUAGGUGCCGAAUCAGCAGAUGUUUACAACCAUUUGAAAGAAUCAAAACGUGGCAAGAAGAAAAAGAAGAGAUCAGCAGCUGUCCCAGAGAGUGAGGAAAGACAGCCAGAGGAAACAUCUGAAGCAACGGUCAAGAAAAAAACGAAGCGUAGGAAAACUGAAAGCCACAUGGGACGUUCGGAGAGUAUUGCUGAUGCUGGGCAUUCUCAAACCGAAGAAGUGGCGAUUGUGAGGAAGAAGAAACGUAACAAAGACACACACAAGGUACCGCCAGCUGCCACUGAGCAGGUUGAAUCACAAAAAUCUGUAUUUAACGCCAGUGGUUUACUUUCAACCAAUCAAAAGCUGAUAAUGGAGCGAGAGGCCAAACACAGGCGCAGCCCUGAAACAUCUUGUAGUAGCAGCUUAUCUACUGAGCAUCAGGCCACAGGAACUCUGACUGAAGAUGCUUCCGAUUCUCAUGAUGUAAAAAAGAGAAUAAAGAAGAGAUCAGCAGCGGUCCCAGAGAGUGAGGAAAGACAGCCAGAGGAAACAUCUGAAGCAACGGUCAAGAAAAAAACGAAGCAUAGGAAAACUGAAAGCCACAUGGGACGUUCGGAGAGUAUUGCUGAUGCUGGGCAUUCUCAAACCGAAGAAGUGGCGAUUGUGAGGAAGAAGAAACGUAACAAAGACACACACAAGGUACCGCCAGCUGCCACUGAGCAGGUUGAAUCACAAAAAUUUGUAUUUAACGCCAGUGGUUUACUUUCAACCAAUCAAAAGCUGAUAAUGGAGCGAGAGGCCAAACACAGGCGCAGCCCUGAAACAUCUUGUAGUAGCAGCUUAUCUACUGAGCAUCAGGCCACAGGAACUCUGACUGAAGAUGCUUCCGAUUCUCAUGAUGUAAAAAAGAGAAUAAAGAAGAGAUCAGCAGCUGUCCCAGAAAGUGAGGAAAGACAGCCAGAGGAAACAUCUGAAGCAACGGUCAAGAAAAAAACGAAGCAUAGGAAAACUGAAAGCCACAUGGGACGUUCGGAGAGUAUUGCUGAUGCUGGGCAUUCUCAAACCGAAGAAGUGGCGAUUGUGAGGAAGAAGAAACGUAACAAAGACACACACAAGGUACCGCCAGCUGCCACUGAGCAGGUUGAAUCACAAAAAUCUGUAUUUAACGCCAGUGGUUUACUUUCAACCAAUCAAAAGCUGAUAAUGGAGCGAGAGGCCAAACACAGGCGCAGCCCUGAAACAUCUUGUAGUAGCAGCUUAUCUACUGAGCAUCAGGCCACAGGAACUCUGACUGAAGAUGCUUCCGAUUCUCAUGAUGUAAAAAAGAGAAUAAAGAAGAGAUCAGCAGCUGUCCCAGAGAGUGAGGAAAGACAGCCAGAGGAAACAUCUGAAGCAACGGUCAAGAAAAAAACGAAGCAUAGGAAAACUGAAAGCCACAUGGGACGUUCGGAGAGUAUUGCUGAUGCUGGGCAUUCUCAAACCGAAGAAGUGGCGAUUGUGAGGAAGAAGAAACGUAACAAAGACACACACAAGGUACCGCCAGCUGCCACUGAGCAGGUUGAAUCACAAAAAUCUGUAUUUAACGCCAGUGGUUUACUUUCAACCAAUCAAAAGCUGAUAAUGGAGCGAGAGGCCAAACACAGGCGCAGCCCUGAAACAUCUUGUAGUAGCAGCUUAUCUACUGAGCAUCAGGCCACAGGAACUCUGACUGAAGAUGCUUCCGAUUCUCAUGAUGUAAAAAAGAGAAUAAAGAAGAGAUCAGCAGCUGUCCCAGAGAGUGAGGAAAGACAGCCAGAGGAAACAUCUGAAGCAACGGUCAAGAAAAAAACGAAGCGUAGGAAAACUGAAAGCCACAUGGGACGUUCGGAGAGUAUUGCUGAUGCUGGGCAUUCUCAAACCGAAGAAGUGGCGAUUGUGAGGAAGAAGAAACGUAACAAAGACACACACAAGGUACCGCCAGCUGCCACUGAGCAGGUUGAAUCACAAAAAUCUGUAUUUAACGCCAGUGGUUUACUUUCAACCAAUCAAAAGCUGAUAAUGGAGCGAGAGGCCAAACACAGGCGCAGCCCUGAAACAUCUUGUAGUAGCAGCUUAUCUACUGAGCAUCAGGCCACAGGAACUCUGACUGAAGAUGCUUCCGAUUCUCAUGAUGUAAAAAAGAGAAUAAAGAAGAGAUCAGCAGCUGUCCCAGAGAGUGAGGAAAGACAGCCAGAGGAAACAUCUGAAGCAACGGUCAAGAAAAAAACGAAGCGUAGGAAAACUGAAAGCCACAUGGGACGUUCGGAGAGUAUUGCUGAUGCUGGGCAUUCUCAAACCGAAGAAGUGGCGAUUGUGAGGAAGAAGAAACGUAACAAAGACACACACAAGUGGUUUACUUUCAACCAAUCAAAAGCUGAUAAUGGAGCGAGAGGCCAAACACAGGCGCAGCCCUGA
Girardinichthys multiradiatus is the source of this 4569-nucleotide messenger RNA. RefSeq names its product PHD finger protein rhinoceros-like. The coding region runs from base 139 to 4569 and encodes 1476 amino acids. NCBI's taxonomy places the organism in Eukaryota, Metazoa, Chordata, Actinopteri, Cyprinodontiformes, Goodeidae. The record is from RefSeq and is a predicted model, not a curated record. The transcript has 6 exons.